GGACCAUGUCGCCAUUUUGAUUCGAAAAAAUAUGACUGAGUUUUUCCUGCUUUGCAUGCUAAACUUAGACCCGUUUAUACAUGAUUCCCUGUGUUAAGUACACACCGUAAGUAGGUUGAUCUCCAGAAGCGGGGGCCGAGCUGUCCGGUGUUAGGGUAACCAGCACGCCACCAGAGAACAUUAAGAGUAAGGUUAGCUUAGCUUUAAGUUAGCGCGUGCUGUCGCAGACUGACCCCUUCAAAACAAAACACAUACCGCUAGCUGCUAGUGAGCUAACACUAACUUAGUACCGCUUCAUCCAACCACCCGCUCACUCACCGAGGGCGACGAGUGCAACAACCGGGGACACACUCUGACUUGAAGGGGAGUUUUGUGUGUCCUUGUCGAGCCGUGUGCCCUGAAGACCCUAGCUUGAGUUUGAAAACACUUAUUGCCUCAUCAUCACAAAGUUAAACGUAGUUGUGGAGAACCUAGCCUAACUUAGCGCUGACCAGGUUAACUUAGUUCGACUGCUGGCCUGGUGAUAUGAUCACACGCCAGGGUGUUUCGCCUAGUUAUUCACACAGGCUUCUAGGGAGGGGCACAUGUAUGCUGAACCGUCCAGUCUGGGUGUUGUUCUACGAGCGACUAGCCCCUUGCUGCUCCUGCUACCACCACACCAGCGCUAGCUCAUGAGCUAACUUCGCUACCAGAGUCACAGUUCGCCCGUCCAGCGGGGUCUGCUGCCACCACCUCCUUUUUUAGGCAGCAGCAGCAACAUCUACUAUAAUGAGGCUGACAUGUCUGCUGACAACUGGGACGGUGUGCGUGUGGGAUGCACUGUGCAUUUCAAGUGCAAGUGAACUCCCCGUUUCAGCUCCCCAAGUCACACCAUUAAGAGGUUUAAAAAAAAUGUGUUCUGGGGCUGAAAGUUCGUGCUACUGUCAUGGUUAAUUACCAUGGCCACUUUGGGAUCGUUUUUUCGUGCUUGUCGUUGUGUAGUAGCGUUGUGGUGAACGAUGUUGUACGGGAAAGGCGCUGUGAGUGUCCUCUCUCGGACACGAUGUCGAGUCAACUGCCCCUUUAAGCUUGGACCGCGUUCGUUUGCUCAGGCCAAAGAGUCUCUCAAACUGGCCGGUUAGCGUUGCAUAAUGUCUCUGUGCAAUGGCCGAGGCUUAAAGAGUACUUUGUAUUUGUGUUUAUUGAUUUGCUCCGAGGAGUAUCAGGACGUUAUUUAUUGGUUGCUCAUCUGGAGUUGGAAGUCAAUAGAAAUCUGAGCUCCCACCACAUGCCAGUCGAUGUGCGCACAGCACACCCUGCGAAGGCCACAGCAGAUCACUUUACAUGUCUUGUGCUUCUGGUCUUGUGUCUUAACCAAUAAAUUACAAAAUAUAGGAAGGGAUGGGUGUAAUAUAUGUGCCAUGGUGUGUGUCAAAGUCCAAGUUGUGCAAGUCCAGUAAGCCAUGUCUGCUGGGUAAAUAUGUACAUUAUUGGAAAAAUGUUGAUAUUUGAUGUUAUCUAUGAAUGUUUUAUUUCAAGAGCCAAUUAUGUGUUUCCUCAACAUGCUUACAGGUUUGCCCAGGAAAUGUGUCAGAGCGUUUUGAAAGUGUGUCAGACAUUCCUGGAACACCAUCAAAGUAUCGCAUGCUAUGGUGUUAUUAAAUAAGCAGUUAAACAACAUUUAAUUUGGCUGAUUACAAAACACUUCAUGGUUUUGUAGGGUUGGUUGAAAAAUGGAGGAAGUUCUUCAAUAACCUAAAUGGCCGUACUUCCAUAAUCACAGUUGAACAUUGCAUAAACAAACUCUUCCCUGGGCCUCUCUUUAGAACAAGCACAUACAACCAUUUUACCACCACCUUAGCAGCAGGUGCUCCUGAGCCACCAUAGUUACCAAGUGAGCAAACCUCAACAAACUUGAAUAGUGACACAACAAUUUAAAAUGUAUUGAAAUGGCCUAUGCGUUUCAUAGUUGUAUGCUGUCGUUAUUCUGUCUGCUUUGCUUUUCAAAUUAUAUGAAGUCAGCCAGUAAUGAGGUAGAUCGCGCCGCUGGAAGCGGAAGAUGUGGUGACAACACUUGAUAAAGUUUAAGGGCAGUUAGCGCACAGAGCACGCUUGUGGUUUUGUUUCUGAUGUGAAGCAGUUAUGCCUAUGGUAACUAUUUUAGUUUCAGUGAUGUACUCCUUUUGGACCAGGAAAGCUGCAAGCUUUUGCAUGGCCUUUUGGUCUUCUCUUGGCGUCGUGCCACAAAGCCGUAGAGAUAUAUAGGUCUAGAUGUAGCGAUAGUGGUAUGUUAAGAGUGCUCCACGGUAACUGUUGCCUAGUGGCUCUAGGCACCCAAAACAUGUUGUGGUCUCUGGGCGUGCUCUCCCCCACCCCCAGCACCACUCUCGGCUAGACUACUUUCACCUUACCCUAACAUUGUGGCACACACUUGUCGGUGCUCGACACAAUUUGGUUUGGUGAGACUAUGUCCAGAAACUUUCCUCAGUAGUUGUGGAUUGUUCCAAACGUACACUGUUGUUUACUUAAUUUUUUUAAUCAAAUAAAUAUGUUUGGGAUAAUAAACAUCAUGGCUCCCAGUUAUAGGAUGUCUGAAGUCAUUGGCGGUUUGCCCCCCACACGUGGGUACCUGGGGCCCUUUAAGCGUUGGCACGGGCCCCCCACCGAGACUAGAUCCUCGCUUGGAUCAUCUCGCUUGGAUCGUCGCUUGGAUCAUCUAUACUCGAGUAUAGGCCACUCGAGUCAUCGUAUUUACCAAGCUAAUAACCACUUCCGUAACCACUUUUUAUGAGGGGGUUAUGGGUGGUUUAUCAUGAAUACUAAUAUGUAACUUAUCCAUAAUAACUGGUUCAUUUAAUAUGUUGCUAAUGUGUCCCAUGUAGAAGAUGGCUGGGAUAGCUGCCCACCUACAACAUGGCUCCAGGCCAGCUUAUUAGUGGAAGUGGCCGCUGCCAACUCGGUCCCAUGUUACUUUGCGGACGGAUCACAAGCCGUGAUCUGGCUUUGGGGUUUAUGUUUGCUACUUGUCGGGACGGGUUGGGUGGUGAUAAUGCCGGCGGGGGGCAAGUCCCUGCAUGGGCGAAGCUCUGCAGGGUGUCAUUUACCUCAUUCAUAAAACCAGCUUUCUAUGAAGGCUCAACAGAUGAGCUGAAGGUGGAACUGGCAGGGACAAAGAUUAAGCUAAACCAACGCAUAAGAGCCUCAUUCAUUACCAGUCAGUCUGUUAGGUUUCGACCUUGUUUGUUAUGCUUACCCCCGAGUAUAUCUGCUAAUACCGCACUGACGGAGGUCCGGGCUGGUAGUCUGAGGAAGUACCUUCAUUGAAACCCGAAGCCUGAUCUGAGUCGGCAUAAUCCAGCAUGAUCUGUGUGUACUUUCGGUUCCAUAAGGGUUGGUUACCACUUUGGCUGGAUUUAACCCACAGGGGCCUAAUUUGCUUCUGCCACCAGAUUCAUUUGAGUCUUGUUGGCACAUUGUAAUCAUCGUCAAAAAGUCAUCAAACUUUAUUUACUGUAACUUUCGUUCUGUCUCUCGAUCUGGAAGUAAGUAUCAUGGGACAGCCAUACUAAAGUGUGGCGCCAAAUGCAGUCUCUCCUCAGGACAUCUGGUGCCAGGCGAACUUGUUAAUUGUAAUAGCAGGGACAGAGCCACACCCGGUGAGUACUGUGGCUGGUUCUAAUGAGGUAAUUAGGCUGAAAGGGAAACUUCAGAAAAUACAUUGCUACUUGAUUCACGACAGACGUGGGAAAACGUCAGGCUUAACAUGACAACUGGUGGUGUAUGCUUUUAGUUAUCCAUGCAUUUUUUUUAUAAUACUUGUUAACAGCUUUGUUCAUAUUUCUAAUGUUCAUUAACGCCAUUUAUAUUACGUUCUUAAUUUAACUCCAUCUACACGUUUUGCAUUCUGCUGCUUAUAGAAUUCAGAAUAUUGCCGGCUUAAGAUCACAUGUGGACUAAUGACUAAUGUUAAGAGUAGAGAGUUGACAGCCUUCUUCGCAUGGGGCCUCAUUAACCCGUUGGGCUCCCUGGUAAUCCCUCUACAACCUCAUACACUACACAAUACACACUACACACCUCUCACUUUACGACACACGGGUUCCUGGGCGCACCUAAUUGGUCGAUAAGGCUCGGACGUGAGACUGCCCAGAUGACACGUUGCAUCAUGAGAAAUCUGAGACGGAUCAUUAAUCUCGUUCUGAGUCGACUCUGGAAGGCCGACCCCGGAACAUGCAUCCCGGCAGCACGGGGGGUGUGACGGGAAAAACAGGGCUUUACAAUGCAAGACUGUUGGGCGAGUGGCGACUUCAUUGAACCUUGAAAUGUGGCUCUGUUUGGCUAGCUACAGUGAAGAGUGCGUGCUGAAUCAAAACUUUGUACUCGCAUUGUACUGAGUCAAUAAAAUGGAGGUCGUUAGUUUUAAUGCUUUUCUUUUCUUCCGAAUAUCUCCCCGCCAGGGACCAAAGAGCGAGACUCUCCCACUUCUAUUUUUCUUUAUUGGCGACUCGUGAAAGGACUGAAAACAACAAUGCUUCUCCUCAACUCGCGCCUGUGGGGAACGGAGUCACUUUGUCCUGGUUUUCAAUCGAGCCGUUUAUCAUGGAUCACAGAGUAGAACGUACAUACCUGAAUGAAUGAAUACAAUGAGAACUCACACCCCUCACCUUCUCCCGAAACCUCUUUUGAGAGUGUUUUAGGGAGUGUUUGCGGGGGAAAAACAACUUUCGAUGACGUGACCCACCUGUAGGAUCGUGAAAGAAACGGUAUACUCUCAUUUACUUCUAAUGAACUUAAAUACAGUAUGCGUCCUUUAAACCAGCUACUAAUGCAAUACAAAUGACCCGUACUUUGUCAAAAGGUAUGCAGGCAUAUAAUAAUGAAUAAUAUAUUUUUUAAAGUUUUACUAAGACCUUACUAAGAUUAUAUUUAGGGCAUUUUAGCCGACGCUCUUAUCCAAAGCAUUACAACGGUUCUCCCACGCUGACGGCGGAGUCAACCAUGCAAGCCGACAGCCAACCUUCACGAUCAGUCAGGGUGAGGCGUCUUGCUCACGGGCUCCUCGACACCCGGCUAAGAGGAGCCUGGGAAACGAACCAGCAACCUUUCCGGUUAAAAGUCAAACCCGUUCAGUCUCCUACUGGGAGCCGCACAUGGGUCGCGAGCCGGAGUUUGAAGACCACAGCACUAGAGUAACGGCCUCUUCCCCUAUCUCCACCCCAGGUUAUGGUGAGCCCUGGGCCGAGUCGUCUUCUAACGAGGCCUACGUUCUGAGCGGAGCCCCAUGCUGAUAAAUGCCGGGCCUCGCCACACUCUCUGCCGUCUGCACAAACACCGAUGCCUGCCUGCCCGCGCGGGAGGUGUGAAUAAAGAGACCCACGUUUCAGCCACUGGGCCGUGCCCCCCGCCCCGGCGGCCGCCGCCACCACCGCCGCCACCAUGUUCUGGAAGUUCGACCUGCACACCACCUCCCACAUCGACCAGCUGCUGGACCGGGAGGACGUGACGCUGCGGGAGCUGAUGGAGGAGGACGACGUGCUGCAGGAGUGCAAGGCCCAGAACCGCCGCCUGCUGCUCUUCCUCUCCCAGGACCACUGCAUGCAGGAGCUGGUGGAGCUCAUCACCACCGAGCCGCCCGUCGAGCUGGAGGAGCGCAGCCGCUUCAAGUUCCCGAACAUCGCCUGUGAGCUCCUCACCGCCGACGUGUCCAUCAUCAACGACAAGCUGGGCGGGGACGAGUCUCUCCUGGAGAUGCUCUACCACUUCCUGGAGCAGGGCCAGCCCCUUAACCCCCUACUGGCCAGCUUCUUCAGCAAGACCAUCGGUAAUCUCAUUGCCAGGAAAACAGAACAGGUAAUUUCCUUCCUGAGGAAAAAAGAAGGCUUCAUCGGCCUGGUGCUGAAUCACAUCGACGCGUCGGCCAUGAUGGAUCUACUGCUGCGCCUCAUCAGCUGCGUAGAGCCCGCCCCCUUGAGGCAGGAGGUCCUCGUGUGGCUGAAUGAGGAGAAGCUGAUCCAGAGGCUCAUAGAGCUCAUCUAUACGGGCAAAGAUGAGGAGAGACAAUCGAACGCGUCCCAGACGCUCUGCGACAUCAUCCGCCUUAGCAGAGACCAGGCCAAUCAGAUGCAGGAGAACGUCGAGCCCGACCCGCUCCUGGCCGUGCUGGAGUCACAGGACAGUGUGGCCGGGCUCCUCAAGUCCAUGUUCGAGGGCGACCGCAACGAGGCGGCCAUCGUCAACGGAACUCAAGUGCUCCUCACCUUGCUGGAGACCAGGAGGUCAGGGUUGGAGGGGCUGAUGGAGCUCUACUCUCAGGGUUACGAAAGGUCUUACACUGUCAACAGCAGUAUUUUACACGCCAUUGAGCCCCAUCUAAAGGACUUCCACCAGCUUCUCCUGGACCCCCCCAAGAAAAGUGCAAUAUUGACGACGGUGGGCCUCCUGGAGGAGCCGCUGGGCAACGCCCGGCUCCACGUAGCGCGCCUGGUGGCCGCCCUGCUGCAGACCAACUCCCCCAGCGUCUGCAUGGAGCUCUGUCGGCUGUCCUCCAUGGACCUACUACUGGAUCUGUUCUUCAAGUAUUCCUGGAACAACUUUUUGCACUUCCAAGUGGAGCUGUGCGUAGCGUCCGUCCUGAACCACCCGUCGGGGGAGGACCGGCCCAACGUGGGCCUGCAGAACCACAGCGAGCCCCCCCCCGCAGCCGCCACCCUGCCCGAGCCCCCGGCCCAGGAGGACGCAGGGGAGCCGGCCAAGCCCGCCGACCCCGAGGGCUCCACCCACAGCACACUGGUGUCCCAUCUCUUCCAGACGUGUCGGUUGGUGCAGAGGAUUCUGGAAGCCUGGGAGCAGAACGAUAAAAUACAAUCCGAGGGCGGAGCUAGGAGAGGCAACAUGGGUCACCUGACCAGGAUAUCCAACAUGGUGGUCCAGAAUCUGGAGAAGGGCCCGGUCCAGAUCAUGAUGGCCGACCUCAUCAAAGGUGGUGACUCUGAGUCUGCGUCGCAGAGCGCGCAGGCGUCUAGUGUCUCCUGUCCUGCAGAGCUGCCCGACGACUGCAGGGGGCGCUGGGAGAGCUUUGUGGACGGCACCCUGCGGGAGACCAACCGGAGGAACACUGUGGACCUGGUGAGCACCCACAACAUGCACUCCUCCAGCGAGGACGACGACAUGGAGAGCCCCUUCCCCAACGACCUCUCGCUCCAGCAGGCGUUCUCCGACUACCAGAUCCAGCAGAUGACCGCCAACUUUGUGGAUCAGUUCGGCUUCAACGACGAGGAGUUCAGCGAGCACGACGAGAACAUCAAUGCUACGUUUGACCGAAUUGCCGAAAUCAAUUUCAAUCUAGAUGCUGACGAUAAUAGUGCCAACGCGGCCGCGUUCGAGGCGUGCUGUAAAGAGAGGAUACGCCAGUUUGACGACGCGGACGAGGAGGAGGACAUCUGGGAGGACAAGGAGAUCAACUAUGCAACGCAAGCAAAGUCCAGAACGAGGUUCGGGGUGUCCAGCACAACGGAGGGCAGCUCCAGGGGCAGCCUGGAGAACGGGGGCGACCGGGACACGGGCUCCGGGUCCGGCUCGGACGAAGAGGAGGAGGAGGAGGAGGUGGAAGAGGAGGGGGAGGAGGAGGGGGAGGAGGAGGAGGAGUCCACGCAGACGCAGCAGCAGGAGCAGCAGCAGCAGCUCUCAGACGCAGCUCCGAGCUGGACGGCCAGCUUCGGGGAGGCGGGGGGCCCCACGACGACGUCCCCGUCCCCGGUGGGCUGGGAGGCAGCGGGGGGGAGCCCGGGAGACUCUCAGCAGGGGACCGGCUGGGCCAACUUCACCCAGUUCCAGCCCUUCUGCGGCAGCCAGGCUGGCCCUAGGUGCAGCUCUCCUGUGGACUCGGGAGUCGCAGACAAAGAAGCCAAACACAACCAGGACAAGAGCGGACCCGCUGCUGCUGCUACUGGUGAGGGAGCGGCGCCAAAGCCCCCCCCCGCCGCGUCGGACAGCAGCACCCCCCCCGCCUCCGUCGGCGUGGCGGGAGACACGGCGGCGGCGGCGGCGACCGUCGCCAUGGUAACGGAAGACGCUGCCGCCCCGACCGACGAGCAGAAAGACCUCAAGAGUGAGGAGAGCCCCCUCUCCCUGGAGAAGCUCUCCCUGGCGGAUCCCCCUGUGAUGGCCGCUGAGCAGCCGUGUUCUGCCGACGCGCCGCCGAGUGCGCAGGCCGACAGGAAGGAGGACCCCAAGCCGGCCGAGGUGUCCGUGAACGGGCCCGUCUGAGAGCGCGCCCGGAGGUACGCCACCCGCCCCACCCCACCGUCU
Messenger RNA from Gadus chalcogrammus (walleye pollock), 8283 nucleotides. RefSeq names its product serine/threonine-protein phosphatase 6 regulatory subunit 2-like. Gene Ontology annotation, cellular component: cytosol; nucleus. Gene Ontology annotation, molecular function: protein phosphatase regulator activity; protein phosphatase binding. Lineage: Eukaryota; Metazoa; Chordata; Actinopteri; Gadiformes; Gadidae. Bases 5413 to 8241 code for a protein of 942 amino acids. The transcript has 23 exons. The record is from RefSeq and is a predicted model, not a curated record.